Phodopus roborovskii (desert hamster) is the source of this 1734-nucleotide messenger RNA. RefSeq names its product ovochymase 2 (gene Ovch2). The transcript has 15 exons. Bases 1 to 1734 code for a protein of 577 amino acids. Gene Ontology annotation, biological process: proteolysis. The record is from RefSeq and is a predicted model, not a curated record. Lineage: Eukaryota; Metazoa; Chordata; Mammalia; Rodentia; Cricetidae. Gene Ontology annotation, molecular function: serine-type endopeptidase activity.
AUGCCUAUAAGCAAGGACAAGCUGAUUUUAAUAUUAGGAAUGGUCUGUUUGGAACAAGGUAAUUCAGGAACCCUUUCUUCCAUCAGAGCUCCUAACUGUGGACAGAGUCUGUUUAAGCCACAGCCUCAUAAUUACUUUAGCCAUUUCAGUCGCAUUGUUGGGGGAAGCCAAGUGACAAAGGGUUCCUAUCCUUGGCAGGUGUCUCUGAAACAAAAGCAGAGGCAUGUCUGUGGAGGAACUAUCGUGUCUUCACAGUGGGUCAUCACUGCUGCUCACUGCAUGGCUAACAGAAACAUUGCAUUAACUUUGAAUGUUACUGCUGGAGAACAUGACUUGAGCCAAGCUGAGCCAGAAGAGCAAACACUAGCCAUUGAAACCAUCAUUAUACACCCCCAGUUCUCUACCAGAAAACCUAUGAACUAUGAUAUCGCUCUUCUGAAGAUGGUUGGAACCUUCCAAUUUGGCCAAUUUGUGAGGCCUGUGUGUCUUCCAGAACCAGGGGAACAUUUUAAGCCUGGAUUUGUUUGCACAACUGCAGGCUGGGGUCGCUUGACUGAAGGUGGCAGCCUCCCACAAGUCCUGCAGCAGGUGAACCUGCCAAUUUUGACUCAGGAGGAAUGCGAAGCAGCUCUGUUGACUUUAAGGAACCCUGUUACUGGGAAGACCUUUCUCUGCACAGGAUCCCCUGAUGGAGGAAGAGAUGCUUGUCAGGGAGACUCAGGAGGCUCACUCAUGUGCCAGAAUAGGAAAGGGGCCUGGACUCUGGCUGGUGUAACUUCUUGGGGUUUGGGCUGUGGUCGAGGCUGGAGAAACAAUUCGAGGAAAAAAGAGCAAGGAUCUCCUGGGAUCUUCACAGAUCUUAGCAGAGUGCUUCCCUGGAUCCAUGAACACAUCCAGACUGGCCAUCGGAGAAAGAGCUCCAGAGCUUCAUGCAGUGAGCCUGAUGGUCUAAUACAUGGGACUGAGGGAGAGCUACACUUCCCAGAAAGCCUCCACCUAUACUAUGAGAACAAGCAACUGUGUGUCUGGACCCUGCUGGUUCCAGUGGACAUGCAUAUAUUGCUUAAUCUGUCCCACUUGGAUGCAGAAUCUUGUUACCACAAUUACCUGGCAAUGUAUUCCUUAGAAGACAGACUCAUUGGGAAAUUCUGUGGAGAAAGUCUCCCUUCAUCCAUUCUUGUUGGCUCCAGUUCUAUCAAGCUGAGAUUCAUCUCUGAUGCCACAGAUUAUGCCACUGGGUUUAAUCUCACCUAUAAAGCUCUCAAGCCAAGCUACAUUCCUGAUUCUGGCUGCAAGUCUCUAACUAUCCUCUUUGAAGAAGGUACCAUACAUAGUCUUCAUUAUCCUGAAGACUACAGUGAUAUGGCUAGCUGUACAUGGAUUUUUCAAGCCCCCAACCAUUGCCUAAUUAAGCUGUCAUUUCAGAGCCUAGAAAUACAAGAAAAUGGAGACUGUACUUCAGACUAUGUGACUGUACACAGUGAUGUUGAGAGGGAGAAGGAAAUAGCUCGCCUAUGUGGCUAUGUGGUACCCGACCCUGUGCUGAGCACCUCCAGUGUGAUGCUCAUCAGCUUCCAAUCAGAUGAGAAUGGCACUUCCAGGGGCUUCCAGGCUGAAGUCUCCUUCAUUUCUAGAGCAGAUCUCAGUGUCUCCAUACCAGAGGAUGAAUCACUGCUUCUGGAGACAUGGGACAUGCCACCUGGAGCAAUGGAAGUUCCUGGUAAGCUGCUUUGA